CAAACAAUUCUACUAAAUGUACAAUUCUACAUUGUAUUCAAACAAGAUGGAGGACAACAAGAAGUUUCAACAAGACACAUAAAUAUUUACAUUUUUGUUUAUUGAAUGGCGAGACUCCACCCUCGUAGAGUAUUAAGAUAUGUGUUGUUGUUAAUCGCCAUUCUAUAUCUUUAUUUUUUAUUUACUUGGCGAGAAAAAGACACCAUAGACCCGAUAAAGUCUGGCUUAAAGAGGCGUUUGGACACUUCAUCGCUGCUUUUGCGCGUUGAUGAGUUUUGGGUUCCUGAAAAAGCUUUAGAUCGUGAAAACAAUGGCCCUGGUGAAAGGGGGAGGCCUGUUGUUACAAGUGAUGAAGAAAAAGAGCUUAGGAAUAAGGCGUAUGGUGAUUACGGAUUUAAUCAAUUUGUCAGUGACAAAAUUUCAUUAAAUCGUACAAUUCCUGACACAAGACCAUCACAAUGUAAAUCAAAUACAUAUCCAAGAAAUUUACUGAAAGCAUCAGUAGUUAUAAUAUUCCACAAUGAAGGAUGGUCAACAUUGAUGAGAACUGUUCACAGUGUUUUAAACAGAUCACCUCCCAGAAUGCUCAAAGAAAUUGUUCUUGUUGAUGAUGCCAGUAAAUUUGCCCAUUUGAAGAAGCGACUUGGGUUGUAUGUGGACAAUGUGAAUAAAGUGCGUCUGAUUAGAUCAAAAGAACGACUUGGCCUUAUUCGAGCUCGUAUGCUUGGCGCAUCUAACGCACUUGGUGAUGUCAUUAUCGUCCUUGACUCCCAUUGUGAGGUCAACCAAGGCUGGUUACAACCGCUCUUGACUCCAAUAACCAGAGAUGAAAAUAUCGUGACUUGUCCAAUUAUCGAUGCCAUCGAUCACGAUACAUUUGAAUAUAAACCAAUGGGGUCGUUUAGUCGGGGUACAUUCAACUGGCGUUUCGAUUAUAAAGAAAGAGAAAUUACUGCGGAACAGAAACGGCAACGAAAAGAUGUCACUCAAGAAGUAUGGUCUCCUGUUAUGGCUGGUGGACUGUUUGCUAUAAGUAAAAAAUUUUUCGACACACUAGGCCAGUAUGAUCCUGGGAUGGAAGUCUGGGGUGGCGAACAGUACGAAUUGUCAUUUAAGAUUUGGAUGUGUGGUGGAAAAAUGGCAAACAUGCCUUGCUCUCGGGUUGGACACGUCUACAGGCGAAAUGUCCCUUACACUUAUUAUAAAGCAAAUGCCGUCUUGGUAAACUUUCGCCGAGUAGCCGAAGUGUGGAUGGAUCAAUACAAGGAUUGGUUGUAUGAACGAAGACCCGAAAUUAAACGUGUAGUAGAUUAUGGAGACAUCUCUGAUCGAGUGGCAUUACGUCAUAAAUUGAAAUGUCGUAGUUUUGAAUGGUACAUGAAGAAUGUUUUAAACGAUACUGUACGUCAAAACUAUGAACCACUUCGAGGUUCUGGUUUGAUUCGCAAUCCAGGAACCAACAUGUGCAUUGAUACGAAAGGUGGAGCACCUGGUGAUUUAAUGUAUUUGUCACCAUGCGCUUCAUUUAGUUGGUCGCAGAAAUUUCAGUACAGCUAUAUCCAUGAAUUACGAAACGUGGAAGAUUGUCUUGAUGGUCCGUAUUACAAAGCUGGCUCCAGACUUUAUAUUUACAGAUGUCAUGAAAUGAUGGGAAAUCAAGAAUUUCACUAUAAAGAGGAUAAAACCAUCCAACACAGACAUUCGGGAUUGUGUGUCACUGUAGAAGGAACGACAAACAAUCUUAUUUUAGAUCAUUGCGAUGGGAAAGCUGAACAAAUUUGGAAUUUUCCUUUGAGAAAAAACAUCCAUUAAAGUUGAUAAUAUCUUGCAACAAUGUGCAUGUACGUAGUGUUUGAUUUCAAACUUUGCGUGGUCAUCCAUCUUUCAAAAUCUUUAGCUUGAAACCAACCCUCCCACCGUUCUCCUUCCCUCAAAUAGUAAUUUACCAUAUGUAUAUUGUAUUUAUAUUCUGAACUUUGUGAAUAGUUACUAAAAAUUAAGUUAGGAUAGCUAAAUUCCGUCAAUUUACAAAAUACUUGGGGAAACUGAUUAUGAAAGAGUAGCAACGGACGCGUUGGUGGUGAGCUGUGAGAAUUGAACAACCCCUUCGAUUUUAAUGAAAAGAUUUAUAUAAUCAUAAUUUAAAAUCAUAAUUUGUAAAAAACGAAAAACUGUAAGUUUUAAUGGCACAAAUAGUAUAUUUUUCUAUCACUUUCUUGUUUUUAA
This is a messenger RNA of Xenia sp. Carnegie-2017, 2226 nucleotides long. Its product is annotated as polypeptide N-acetylgalactosaminyltransferase 10-like. The transcript is spliced from 8 exons. The coding region runs from base 106 to 1812 and encodes 568 amino acids. Gene Ontology annotation, cellular component: Golgi apparatus. The record is from RefSeq and is a predicted model, not a curated record. NCBI's taxonomy places the organism in Eukaryota, Metazoa, Cnidaria, Anthozoa, Malacalcyonacea, Xeniidae.